AUGUCCAGCCCAGGGCUCCUGCUCCUGCUCUUGCUGCUGUCAGCGUCACCACCGCUGCGACCCUCCUCGCUGGCACCGCCGGAAACCCCAGAAGGCAAAGCCACCAUCACAGGCCUCAUCCUCUCCGCGCUGGAGAGAGCCAUUUCCUUCCUGGAGAAGAGGCUGCCUGAAAUCAACCUGGAUGGCGUGGUGGGGUUCCGGGUGCUGGAAGUGCAGCUAAAAGGUGUUCGGGAAAAAUGGGCUCGGGACCCCCAGCUGCAGCCGCUGAGCCUGAGUGUGGGGAAGCUGGUGGAAAAACUAGCACCUCUCCUUCACAGAUCCAUUUUCCACCUCGAGCUGAGCGACCCUAAGUACCUAAGAGAGUUCCAAUCAACCAUCCAGCCUGGGUUUUGGAAGCUUCCGCGUGCCUGGACCUGCACAGAUGCCUCCAUGGUCUACCCCACUUUUGAGACUCAGGACUCCUUCUCAGAGGAAAGCAGUGACUCGUGUCUGGUGCAGCUGCUGGGAACAGGGACCGACGGUGGCCAGCCCUGCAGGCUCUCAGACUUCUGCAGGACCCUCAUGACCAAGCCCGGCUGCUCAGGCUAUUGCCUGUCUCACCAGCUGCUCUUUUUCCUCUCAGCCAGAUUGGUGGCGCUGUACAGCUUUGAGCAGUGGAAGCAGGUCGGCUUGGGGGACAGGCCUGUAGGAGGUCCUCUGUCUUUGCUUCCAGUCAUGUUCUGUGGAAUCAGUGGCUUCUCAGACUUCUACAAGCUCUGGUGGCUGGAGGCCAUUCUCAACUGGCAGAAGCCAGAGGAAGGAUGCUUCGGGAGGCCUGCUGCUGAAGAUGAAGAAUUAUUGACAGCCAUUCAACACCAACAGCACAUUUUAAGAAGAGUGAAGAGGCGAGAAAAACAAUUUACAGAUGGCUGCUCCUCCCACAACACAGCCAUGGCUGUCGCAGCCCUGGGUGGCUUCCUCUACGUCCUGGCAGAAUACCCCCAGCAAAUGGAGAGCUGUGGCAGUCCGCACUGGCACGACCCAGCGGCCACUGAGACAAAUGGUUCCACUCCUGCCCCUGGAAGAUAA
Messenger RNA from Puma concolor (puma), 1068 nucleotides. Lineage: Eukaryota; Metazoa; Chordata; Mammalia; Carnivora; Felidae. The record is from RefSeq and is a predicted model, not a curated record.